Molecule: messenger RNA, 1189 nt
Organism: Bombina bombina (fire-bellied toad)
Lineage: Eukaryota; Metazoa; Chordata; Amphibia; Anura; Bombinatoridae
Gene: C7H11orf68
Product: chromosome 7 C11orf68 homolog
Exons: 3
Coding region: 253-984 (243 amino acids)
Source: RefSeq, a predicted model, not a curated record
CGAUAAGCGAUCAGGUGACAAAGAUGGCCGCCAUCGCCUAGGUAACGGGACGGAAGUGCACUGUAGAAGGCUGGGGUACACCUCUCCGCGCUUCCGAUUCUCAGAGGAGUAUGACUACCGAUCUUGGACAUCAGGUGGAGGAUACGACCUGCCAGGCUAGAGCAGCACAGACGGGCACUGCUCUCUUAUACCCAAGAUGAUGCCAACCGCAUUCUUUUUGCGCCCAUCUCCAGAACAGCUGCUGUAGAAACAAUGGCGAACUAUGAUCAGGAGGAAAGAGGAGGGCAUGGAAUGGGGGCAGAGGAAUAUGCCGCAGAAUCAAUGGCUGCGGAUAUGGAUCCAUGGAUCAAAUUUGAUGCCAGAAAGACUCCACGUGCAGAGUUUGAUGAAUGGUUGGAAACAUACCGCCCUUCCAGGGUUCCACGCUUUGGGAAUCCUGAAGAGGGGUCUGGACCAGUGGGGUGGAUAGCUGUGUAUGGCCCUGGUUUUUGUCCUCAAAUUGAGGGUAUGAAAGAACUUCAGGAUGCCUGGGAAAAAUUGCAGAGUGCUGGUCGCAAGAUCAACUUUAAACUGGUACGAGAGUUAGCCCUGAAUUUUGGAGUGACUUCUGGAAAGUGGCUUAUGCAUCUUGAAACAGGAUUCAAGGUGGACCAUGCUUGGCGUGGAAUUGCAACAGCAGUGGUAGAGGGUCGUCUUCGUGUAGCCAAAGUGAGCCCUCACCAAAAUGAUAACAAGCAUGUUAUCUGCGUGUACACCCAAGAUUUCACAGAUGAAGAAAGCAUUAUGCACACAGAUAGUGUCAUCCGCAGCUCUGGUAUCAAGUGCAUAUUGUCCUACAAGCCUGAUGUCUACACCUAUUUGGGCAUCUACAGAAACAACCGUUGGCAGAUCUGCCCGACCAUUUACGAGAGCCGAUAUGAUCUUGAGUGCAUCCCACGCCGGUCCAGAGUAAUCAACAAAGUCACUAACAUAGAAGUGACUUAAUAUUAUUUCAGGACUGUUUCACCAAACAGUAACUUUGAGUUUAAAAUGAGGGCCGUCUAAAGCAGCCAUGUAUAUAAUCUGGUAAUUUUUUUAUUCCUCUGAUCGUAUCCAAAACCUGACAAUAAAAUUUUGACGAUCAACACUGUAAACCUGCUCCACAUUCAUACAGGAAAAUGUGUAUAUAAUAAAUGUGUGUUUACCAAUG